GGUUCCGUUUAAAAAGAAGACUAGUUCAGCUUGUUGUACAACUUUCGUUGGCCCAGUUAGCUUGUUUACAGUUGAUACUUUGCAUGAAUCUGGCGAAAGGUUGUAUUGAGCUCAACAGCCAAUCGAAGUGCACCUCUAAUGCGAGUGGCCUUUCGGUUUCGUUUUCAUUGAACAAACAAGGUGCAACCAGAGCCCGUCUACGGAUAUUAUUAGACAUUCUCUGGUGCAACUAAAGACCACUGUGUGUAACUAGCCUACCCCAAACAAGAGCCCGAAACGGACAACCUGGAGAAACGUUGGAAAAACAUCUGGUGAAAAUGGCCAUGAACGGUCGUGAUUCACAAGGAGAUCAUAGGUCUAUGGAAUGUGAUGUACCAGGAAGCAAUCCUCCCACAGGUCCACCUAAGUCAGCUGCAGUAGGGCCUUCAAACCAGGGCACUGACAUUCACCAUGAGCAACAAUCACAAAUGCAACAAGACUUGUCUUCCCAAGCUGAUGGAGAAGCAGCGCCACACAGAGAGCUGUUCCCCACUACAGGAUCUUCAUCUGGUGUUGUAGACCCAGCAGUAACACAGGCACACAAUCACAGUGAUACUCCCCAAAGUUCUACGAUAUCUGAGCAACAGGCCCCCUUGACCCAAGGAAAUUCCAGUCAUCCUUCCACAUAUAGAGAAACAACAAGUUCAGUCCCAAAGAAAUUCACUGAGCCUCCAGGAAUGACAACAAAUACCCUGGAACAAAUACCAAGAGCACAAGAACAGUAUGGCCAGAUGUCACAACAGAGUCCCUUUGGCCAAGGUUCCCAAGAUCAGGAUGAAAUGAAACCAUCAGAGGAUCUGAUGCAGCAGUCUCCCCCCCAAGAUGUUGCAGCGGUCCUUGUGCAAAUAAAAUGCAAACUAAAAGAACGGUCACAAAAAUGGCAAAUGAGUUUACAGAAGGCCCUCCAGACAUUUUGCAGUAAACUUCCUGGGAAUGUUGAGAUUUGCCGCCUACACAUUUUGGACACCAUUUCAGAACCAUUUUCAGCAAAGAUUAUCGUAAACUCUUCAUCAGCCUGUGAAAUGCUGUUAACCGAAAAGACAGUAACACUAAAGCUAAAGGACAUAAAUGAAGAAGCUACGGUGAACUUCAAAACUGAAGUACCAGUAGAUGAGCCAAUAGAUGAGCCUUUUCCAGUGCCAGCCGCGGAUAAAUAUAUGGAAAAAGCACAAGAGAUCCCAAUAACAGUGAGUGCGGUUGUGGAUGUCAAGAAGUAUGACCCUCAUCUUGCUAAUGAACUCCUGAGGAAAUUCAGACAACACAUUACACAGGAUAGUAUUCUCACUGUGAGCGGGACCUUUGAAAAGGUGGAAGAAUUUUACAAGGAAUUCCGUCAAGUUGUUGGACAGCCAAUAACAAGUAAUACCCACACUGUGUCUGAACACACCAACCCCGACCAGAUGGAGACCAGUAGAGAGAUUAGUAGCGAGACUUUGAGGGUGCCACUGUAUCAGUAUUGGUACUUGAAUCACAUGCACAGGAAGGAAAUAGAAAGUAUUGAAGAGAAACAUGGAGUGACGAUCACAGCUGAUGUGUGUGUUUCAGUUGAAGAGACUACUGGAGCCAACAGCAAGUCAGUCACAAAUGCCUCUCAGGAAUUUCAAGAAAUGUUCCUGAAAUGCGCUGCUGAUAUUGUUAGUGUCCCAGUACCAAGUGUGGUUGAUUUGGUAAAGGAGAUUCAGAGCUUGGAUGACAAACUCAUGCUUAAUACCUCUGCCCAGAACGGGAAACUAGUAGGGCCACGUAAUCAUGUAGCCAUAGCACAGAGAGAGUUGAAUCUGAUGGAUUACAAGGAUGAUCCAAGAUCAAAGAGAUCUGAGAGUGCACGGCAGGACACAGCUCAAAACAUGAAUCUCCGUGAGAGAUGGGAUGCACCCAAAGUAAUUGAGAUGAACAUCAAGGACCCUCUAUUAUCCAAAGGGCUGCACAUUACGAAUGGCUGUUUGGAGCUCAUGAAGAAAGCUUUCAAGAAGCAAAUUAAAGAUAUUGAGAAUAAAUUUGGUGUUGACUUCCAGGAAAAGAAGACCGAUGAAGAUGUAACUAUCACAGCUCAGACCAGGGGGAAUCAAAUAGUCAAUCUGGAAAUGAAUGCCCUCAGGGCACUGAUGUCUCUUUAUCAAAAAGCGUUCACGACAACUAUGUACUGUCCUUUGCAAAACGCAUCUCACAACCAAACAGAGAUGGUAAAGAAGCAUCUCAGCGACAUCCGGGAACAAAAUUCAUCUCUUGUUGUUGCAGAUGGAUUACCGAGUGGAGUCUGGAUGAUGAUUGGCCUUCCAGAUCAUCUACGUUUUGCAGUAAGUGAAAUCGAGAAGAGGCUACCUGGACCUGUCUUUGAUGAAAAACACAAGGACAUGAUUGGAUAUGAGCGAGGUAUCGAGUUUUUGAGACCGUAUGUUGAUGGCCUAGCAUGGGAAGCUGUGAAAGGGAAUGAAGAAAUGGAGUGGGAACAUGGAGCAGCAGGUGGGGAAGGAGUUUAUGAGAAAAUGGGAGAGCAAGGAGGAGCAGGAUGGAAAGCAAAUAGGGGAUUUGAGGGUGGUGCAGAAGGAUAUGGAUCAUCAGUGUAUGGAGCAACCAGUACUGGUCUAUAUGGAGAAGAGGAACGAAAACUAGGAUCACCUGGGCGGAAGGCAGCAAAUGGAUAUGAAGGACAAGAACAGAGGGAGACAGGUUCAAGAGAAGGACCAAAUGGUAAUCACAAAGGACUAUCUGGAGGAAAAGAUGGAAGUGGACCCUCAGAGGACGAGACCUGCCCUAUCUGUAUGGACGAGUUUACCGACAAAGAGAAGCUGUCGUGUGGCCAUGCUUUCUGUAAGGACUGCCUUAGACAGUCAGUGGAAAGCAUGGGUGCCAGCUGCCCGGUGUGUAAGAAGGUGUUUGGAAAGAUUGUGGGAGACCAGCCAAAUGGAACGAUGACACACUAUACACAGAGUCUAUCCCUUCCUGGGUUUAAACGAUGUGGCAGCAUAGUCAUUAACUAUCAAAUUCCCAGUGGCAUUCAGUCGAACAAACAUCCCAAGCCAGGUAAACCAUUCCAAGGUACACAUAGAACAGCUUACUUGCCAGACAACAGGGAAGGGAGGGAGGUACUGGCACUCCUGAAGAAGGCCUUUGACCAGAGGUUGAUAUUUACAGUGGGCACCUCACGCACCAGUGGCACGGAUGACUGUGUGACCUGGAACGACGUCCAUCAUAAAACCAACAUCCAUGGAGGAGCACAAAGUUUUGGCUACCCGGAUGAUGACUACCUGAAGAGAGUGCGAGAUGAACUCAAAGCCAAAGGCAUCGAGUGAAGAAGCUGCCAUAUUAAAGGCUUAGAUUCAGACAGCAAGGGUGGAUGUCUGUGAUGGUAUCCAAGUAUUUAGUCUUCUGACCUUUCUGUUCUUAAGAUUACUUACAUAUUUGAUUAAUAUCGGGCUGUUUGAAUUGUGUGCGAUCAUAGCAAUGUUGGGAACUAGCAGGGAAAUCUCAAAAGUUUAUUCUACUGAAAAUGUCUUGGUUUUUCUCGCUGGGUUUUCCCCCUAAUAUCUUGUGAUGGAGUAUUAUAUAUAUUGGGGUCUUCAAAUCAACUAAAAUUAU
Messenger RNA from Alosa sapidissima (American shad), 3618 nucleotides. RefSeq lists its product as uncharacterized. Gene Ontology annotation, biological process: protein ubiquitination; Notch signaling pathway. Lineage: Eukaryota; Metazoa; Chordata; Actinopteri; Clupeiformes; Clupeidae. The transcript is spliced from 11 exons. The record is from RefSeq and is a predicted model, not a curated record. Bases 318 to 3332 code for a protein of 1004 amino acids.